Messenger RNA from Saccostrea cuccullata (small rock oyster), 3138 nucleotides. RefSeq lists its product as uncharacterized. Gene Ontology annotation, cellular component: cytoplasm. Gene Ontology annotation, molecular function: 3'-5'-DNA exonuclease activity; nucleic acid binding. The record is from RefSeq and is a predicted model, not a curated record. NCBI's taxonomy places the organism in Eukaryota, Metazoa, Mollusca, Bivalvia, Ostreida, Ostreidae. Gene Ontology annotation, biological process: DNA catabolic process. The transcript has 11 exons. The coding region runs from base 264 to 2936 and encodes 890 amino acids.
UUAAUUUUAAGUCCACUGCGCAACUCCAACUGCCGUAAUAAGGACACUAUUGUUGUAAUCGCGCAUUGUGCAAUAAAUGCAGAAAGUAUUCUGUAUGUAAAAAAAAAUAAUUUACUCGAUCUGUUAAAUGAAUAAAGUACAUCUUUUUGCUAUUUUUCCACUCAACUUUCUAUUUGUCUCGAAGCGGGAAAUUUUACGACAUACCAUAAGUGUCGUAUGCUCAUGACAGACCGAAACGACAAAUGUAAACAACGGGAAAUAAAAUGGUUUUCAAAACAGAAAAGCGGAAAAAGCGAGAUGAAAAAGUGAUUGCCUCCACAAGAAGAAGAUGGGAGAGGGAAAGACAAGGAGAGGCGGUAGUGUUGGAGCAUAGUUAUUCAAUACCAAGUAGGCCUAAAAUUCCCGACCUUAACAAUGUUGCAGUGGAAGAAGUUGUGGACUGUGCUUCAGACACUGACACAGAUGAUGAUAGUCAUCAUGAUACACAAGAACAAUCCAUCCCAUGGGACAGUGGACGUCAUAUUGUUGAAUUGGGAGUUCUCGCUAAUGCGCUGGCAGCGUGCAAGAACUGCUCCAGUCCACUUCAGCUGUCCCACACCACUUCAAUUAAAACUUACGGUCUUGCAGCUAUUUUAAAGGUUCCAUGUAGCAAUGCAGAUUGUAGAUAUUUGAACAAUGUCCCUACAGGAAAACAACAUGGAAAAACCCAUAUUUGGGAUAUAAAUACUAAAAUAGCAAAUGCUUUGAUUUAUGCCGGUGUGGGGGUUUCCCAAAUCAACAGCAUUUUGUCAGCUAUAAAUGUUCCCCCUGUUCAACAUAAACUGAUGAGUAAGAGGCAGACAGAAAUUGGACAGGCAGUGGAAAAAGUUGCACAAGAUUCUGUUCUAGAAAGCCUAGAAGAAGAAUGUGAUGCAACAGAAAGAGAAACUGGUCAGAGGGAGAUAUGUGUCUCGGUAGAUGCAGGGUGGCAAAAGAGAGGCAGCGGAAAAGCAUAUGACAGUUUGUCCGGACAUGCAACUAUGAUUGGGACACAAACAGGAAAGGUGGUUGGAUAUAGUGUUCGAAACAAGACAUGUCGUAUUUGUAGCAAUGCAUCUAAAAGUGGAACUGUUCCUAAACCACAUGACUGUAGACAAAAUUGGAAUGGCAGCGCAAAGGCCAUGGAACAAGACAUGAUUGUCGAAAUGGUAAAGGAGAAAGUGGAUGAAGGGAUACAUACAGCUGCUAUUGUUGGUGAUGAUGAUGCAUCAGCUAUUUCUAAAUUACACCAGACAGUUGACCAGAAAAUUGAAAAAAGAUCAGAUAAAAAUCAUAUUAAAAAGAACCUGACCAAUAGCCUCUACCUUCUUAAGCGCACUUACCCAACUUUAUCACACAGAGUAAUCAGAUAUAUUCAAAAAUGUUGGGCCUACAUGGUAUCCCAAAAUAAGGAUAACCCAGAGGGAGUAGCAGUUGGGUUAGACGCCAUGUGGAAGCAUCCCUUUGGAGAUCAUACUCAUUGCUCGGAGUGGUGCCAGCAUAAGAAAGACCCCCACAAGCUGUACAGACAGCUCCCAUUUGGAAAGUGCCUUACUGACAAAAAUCUGCAGAAAGCGCUCGCCGAUAUCUUUUCCAAAUACAAGAGCCACUGCCAAAAAAUUUCCAAACUUGGAUCCACACAGGCCAAUGAAAGUUUAAACAACACAAUAGCAUCAAAAGCUCCCAAGAAAAAUCAUUAUAGUGGAUCUGGAAGUCUAUGGUUUCGAGUAUCUGCAGCUGUUGCGCAGAAAAACAUUGGGCACAAUUAUGUAUCUAAGGUAAAUACAAGGACUGGAUUAUCUCCAGGUGCUUACACCAAAAAGUUGGCUCUGCUUAGAGAUUUACAACAUAGAAAGAGGAAGGCACUGGACAGGACAAGAGCUGCAAAGAGGAGAAGACUGGAAUUAAAAGCCAAAAGGUUGCAAAAAAAUGCAUGCCAGGAGACCAGGGAGGGAAUAACAUACAGCUCCGAGAUUGACAUAAGUGGAGAGAAUCGAGAUGUUACAGAAAUUCCUCCUCCCAUUCUCUUUCCAACGCGAGAACCAGUACAAUUGUCCCAAGAAUAUGUUCCAGUUUAUUUCGAUUUGGAAACAACUGGAUUAGCAAGGACUUCCCACAUUACCCAGAUAGCAGCUGCAGCUGGAGAGGAACGGUUCAGUUGUUUUGUAUUUCCAAAGAAGCCCAUAUCCCCACAGUCCACAAAUGUUACUGGCAUAUCCAUCAAGGACGGGAAUAUGUACCACAAUGGCAGAAAAGUUGAUGCUUCAUCUAUUUCAACUGCAGUUGAUAUGCUGUUGAAUUUCUUUGAAAAAUUCCAUAAAAGAGUUAUUCUUGUGGGACACAAUGUUGAGUCAUUUGACUCGCCCAUUCUAAUGUAUGCUUUAGAUUCUUGCAAUAAGUUAGACUGUUUUUCUAACAUUGUUGAGGGGUUUAUUGAUACUUUGAAACUUUUUAGAAUGGAGAGGCCUGGUCUUUCUUCUUAUAGACAGGAAUUCUUAUGUGAAAACCUUGCAGGUAUAGGUUAUGAAGCACAUGAUGCUCGCAGUGAUGUUGUUUCUCUUCAAUCUUUGAUAUGUUAUCUAAAUAUUGAUGUAUUGAAUGCAAAUGCAAGCUGUAGGUCAGCAUCCUUUACAACCACAAGUGCUGUAGAUUUUUACAAGUAUUCAAAUGUUGUGCAAACAAAUUUACCAUCAUUACAACCUUUACUCAACCACAAAAUCAUCAGCUGUCCAAUUGCAAAAAAGAUUGCAGGUAGUGGAUUACAGUACAAACAUCUUGAACUUGCUUUCACUCGAGAUCCAGUAGAGGGUAUUUAUUCUUUGUUCAGUGAACAGAGUGGGAAGUCUGUCAGAGUUACAAAGUCAAAGAAAGUCAUUGCCAAACUUGUUAAUUAUUUUGCAUCAAUGAGAGAAAGUUAACUUGUACCUAGCAGUACAGUGUAGUUGUUACAUUGUGUUUUGAUGUUGUACCAGUACUUUGAUGACAUGUAUUUGUUCUAAUUUAAUGUUCUAUUGCAUUACAUGUUCUAAUGUCCUGAUAUCAAAACAUUUACAUUUUCUUUUGAAGAGAAAUGUUUCUGAAUUAUAAAUCAAAUGAAUAUAUGAGAAUUAUUUGAUUAAA